AUAGUUGUAUUUGUAUGUAUAUGUUUUGUUCGUUCAGUAGCCUGUUGGCAUGAUCUGGAUAACAGCGAGUAUGACUGCUGGCCUCUGGAGAAACCUGAUGAGCUGAACAUGAUCGAUGCGGAGGUGGGGUUAGAGAUGUCGUGGGUGGUACGCCCUCCAGAAGAGGUGGUCAGUGGAGAUGUAUUUAGUGUGACCUACUCUGUUACGGCUCAGGACAGCUUCUACCAGUGGGCUAUGGACCACGACAUCUUCCCACACAGUUCCGUCAGCUCGGCGACAGCAGCCAGGGUGUUCUGUGAGAGCCACGACUGUCCUGCCAACUGGAAGGAUUGUAACGGAGACAACUGCUGUAUACACCAUGCUAAUAUACACUCCUGUCCCCUGGGAUUCAUGACGACAGAAAGGAUCUGUGGACCGUGGAUCCCUGACGACGGUCGGAUCUUCACACACACUCUAUCUACCGCUGGCAAGAUGACUCAAACCAACUGGACCGCUAAGGUGGUGCUGGUCCAUGCUGGGCUGACCUCUCUCAUAGCUCAUAUCAGAGUGGGACGUAUGCAGGUAGCACUGGAGGCGAAGACCACUGUCCUGCCUGUUAUAGUGUGUGGUGAUGGGGUGUGUGAUGAAGUGGAGGAGGUGUGUUCAACCUGCCCAGCUGACUGUGGGGAGUGUCCCAUGACGGCUGCUAUCAAAGUAGCCAUCGGACUGCCUGUUACCAUAGUGUUCAUUAGCUUCAUCAUUACAGCCACGUGGUUUAAAUACCAGAAACAGAAGAUGCUUUGGGAUGAGAGCUGGAUCAUUGACUUCAGGCAGAUCAAACACGACCAGAUAACCAGGACUACUAUGGGCAGUAUCCUGUCUGCCCCUAUUGCUAACAGUGAUUCCAACGCCAGCUGUGUCACUGCUCUCAGCUCCUGUACAACCCAGGCUAACUCACGCAAACAACUGUUCACACACACUGGGAUAUAUGAUGGAAGGACGGUGGCCAUCAAGCGGAUUCAGACCAAGACCUUUUCUCUGUCCAAGACCAUCAGACGAGAGGUCAAGCAAGUCAGGGAACUGGACCACCCUAACCUGUGUAAGUUCUUUGGAGGUUGUGUGGAGAUUCCUAACGUAGCCAUCAUCACAGAGUACUGUCCUAAAGGAAGCCUGAAUGAUGUCCUGAUGAACGAUGAGAUACCACUCAACUGGGGAUUCAGGUUCUCCUUUGCCACAGAUAUAGCCCGGGGAAUGUCCUACCUCCACCAACACAGGAUCUGUCAUGGCCGCCUCAAAUCACUCAACUGUGUUCUGGAUGACCGCUGGGUCUGCAAGAUCACUGAUUACUGUCUGACCAUCUAUCGAAGGGAGGAUGCAGCGGAACCCCUGUCAUCCUAUCAGAUGAGACUGAGAGAGGUGUACACGCCCCCUGAGUGCCAAACAUCCAACCAGGAACCGACUCUGCCCGGGGACGUCUUCAGCUACUCUAUAAUUCUGCUGGAGAUAGCCACUCGCAGUGACCCUGUCCCGGUUGAGGACAGUUCUCUCGAGAGUGCUUGGUGCCCCCCACUCCCAGAACUAAUCUCCGGCAAGGCCGACAACACCUGUCCCUGUCCUGCAGAGUACGUCGAGCUCAUCAGAAGGUGCCGGUCUCAUAACCCAGUCCACCGGCCCACCUUCGAGCAGAUCAGGAAGUUCGUCUACCGGAUCAACCCCAAUAAAGUUAGCCCUGUGGACAUGAUGAUGAACCUGAUGGAGAAAUACAGUAAGCACCUGGAGGUCCUGGUAGCAGAGAGGACCCAGGACCUGAUGCAUGAGAAACAGAAGACUGACCGACUGCUCUACAGUAUGCUCCCGAAGCAGGUAGCUGACGAUCUGAGGCAGGGGAAACCAUUGCAGGCCCAGAGUUAUGUGAGCGCUACUGUCUUCUUCAGUGACAUCGUAGGGUUCACCCACCUCUCCAGCACCAGUACUCCUUACCAAGUGGUCGACUUCCUCAAUAAGCUCUACACGACUUUUGAUGACAUCAUUGACAACUAUGACGUGUACAAGGUGGAGACCAUAGGGGAUGCCUACAUGGUGGUGUCUGGGAUACCCAGGGAGAACGGGAUCCAGCACGCAGCAGAGAUCUCCAGCAUGGCUCUGGACCUGGUCGGUGUGUGUCGGACCUUCAGGAUACCACACAAACCCAACACACAACUACAGAUACGGGCCGGGAUACACUCAGGUCCAGUGGUAGCCGGUGUGGUCGGGACCAAGAUGCCUCGCUACUGUCUGUUUGGAGACACGGUCAACACCUCCUCUAGGAUGGAGUCCACCAGCGAAGCCCUCAAGAUUCAGGUCAGCUCCAGUACAUUCUACCUCCUAGAGGAGAUAGGAGGAUACCUGCUGCAAUGUAGAGGGAUGCUGCAAGUCAAGGGUAAAGGGGACAUGGUAACCCAUUGGUUGGAAGGGAAGCUGCCUCUCCAGCCCAGUAAGGACCCUGGUGUGAAGGACCCCAUUAAGGACCCCAGCACUAAGGUGGCCAGCAGGAAGCCUACAUCCAGUAUGACUCAGCCUGACCUCUGA
Messenger RNA from Oncorhynchus gorbuscha (pink salmon), 2547 nucleotides. Its product is annotated as atrial natriuretic peptide receptor 2. The record is from RefSeq and is a predicted model, not a curated record. Gene Ontology annotation, molecular function: peptide receptor activity; ATP binding; protein kinase activity. NCBI's taxonomy places the organism in Eukaryota, Metazoa, Chordata, Actinopteri, Salmoniformes, Salmonidae. Gene Ontology annotation, biological process: intracellular signal transduction; receptor guanylyl cyclase signaling pathway; cGMP biosynthetic process.